Molecule: messenger RNA, 1152 nt
Organism: Aspergillus sclerotioniger CBS 115572
Lineage: Eukaryota; Fungi; Ascomycota; Eurotiomycetes; Eurotiales; Aspergillaceae
Product: TauD/TfdA dioxygenase family protein
Exons: 6
Coding region: 1-1152 (383 amino acids)
Cellular component (GO): cytoplasm
Molecular function (GO): 2-oxoglutarate-dependent dioxygenase activity
Source: RefSeq, a predicted model, not a curated record
AUGGCCCCCUCUCUGGUCGAGGCCACUCCUCUAUCACUUCGGUCUGCACCAAAUGCUGCGCUGAAGACUGAUGCUGGUUUCAACAAGGAAAACCUGAUUGGCUAUGGGGAAGCCUACAAGCAUGACAACGAGCUUAAGGGAACCGAAAAGCAGCCUCCGGCAUCCUUCCCCAACUAUCUGCCUGUCUGGGACAACGAAACUGAAAGAUACCCGCCUCUUCAGCCCUUCGAGCACUAUGAUCACGGAAAGGACGCUGACCCGACCUUCCCUGAUCUCCUACCCAAGGACAAAGUCGAAGUGGACGAUAUCACCCCUACGAUCGGCACCGAACUACGUGGGGUGCAGUUGAGCCAGCUCACCAAGGAAGGAAAAGACCAGCUGGCUCUGUAUGUAGCUCAGAGGAAGGUCGUUGCCUUCCGCGAUCAGGACUUCGCACAUCUUCCUAUCGACAAGGCCCUGGAGUUUGGUGGUUACUUUGGCAGACACCACAUUCACCAGACGUCUGGAGCUCCUAAAGGCUUCCCGGAGAUCCACCUUGUUCAUCGAGGAGCCGAUGACCGCAGUGGCGCUGAAUUCUUGGCCACACGCACCAACACCAUCACUUGGCACUCUGACGUGACGUUUGAGAAGCAGCCCCCUGGUACGACAUUCUUGUACAUCCUGGAUGGACCCACAAGUGGCGGAGAUACCCUCUUCGCCGACAUGGCGCAGGCAUACCGACGGCUGUCACCCGAGUUCCGCAAGAGACUGCACGGGUUGAAGGCAGUCCACUCUGGUGUGGAGCAGGUCAACAACAGUCUGAACAAGGGCGGUAUUGCACGACGUGAGCCGAUCACCUCGGAGCACCCGAUCGUCAGAACCCACCCGGUUACUGGAGAGAAAGCCCUUUUCGUGAACCCACAAUUUACACGAUACAUCGUGGGUUACAAGAAAGAAGAGUCCGACUACCUUCUCAAGUUCCUCUACGAUCACAUUGCACUCUCGCAGGAUCUCCAGGCUCGGGUCAGAUGGCGCCCUGGAACCGUUGUUGUUUGGGAUAACCGAGUUGCUAUUCAUUCUGCGCUUUUUGACUGGGAGGAUGGCCAGAGACGGCACCAUGCCCGAAUCACGCCACAGGCAGAAGCGCCGUAUGAGACUCCAUUUGAAGGUUGA